CGAAAUGUCAACGAGGUGAAGGUUGUUUGGCCUGUUUAGGCACGUGUGUUUUCUCACGAAUUUUAUCUGAAAGAAGGGAUAAAGACACUAACGAAAACAAUUCUAAACGCACAUUCUUUCCAAUUCUAGUUCAUUCAUUACAUUCACUUUGAUUUUCCUAAUGGUUUCUAAGUGAACAUCUAAAGAAUGUUGAAUAACAACCGACGAUAACAACAGGAACCAGGUCACGUCAACACAACUGUCGUCACUCAAAUCAUCCUUAAUUUUUAGAGCACACCGGAUGGAGAGUGUGUCUGAAAAGGUCCUCUGAUAAGGAAAGUGACACGUCAUCAUUAUAAGACCAAUAUAAGUAUAGGCAAGUCGAUAGCGGACUUAGGAAUUCUUGGUUCGCUGUUUUGAGACGUUACAAAGCUUGUAUCAUCGACUCGUGGUCAUAUAUAUCAGUCAGUUGAAGUGCGUUUUUGUAGUCGUCUGCUUCUUUUUGGUAUACGAGGGCGGGUCACUGACCACUUAUGCGGUGGGUUUUGUUGUGACGAAAAGAUGAAGAGAUUUUUUGUGAUCUUCGUGUCAAUACUGGUUCUAAGAACUUGUCUGCCAGCAGAACAGUCUCAGACUCGUUCAGUAUUUCCAGACAGAAGACGUCCACCAGGUCUCAAGUCGCCACGAAAGUGUUGGUGGGCCAAAGAAAUUACCCCAGAUUUGCACGUUGGCGGACGCCCAACAGAGCGACAAAUAAAGUAUGCAGCAGAUGCUGGAUUCAAAAGCAUUGUCUCACUUUUUACGUAUCCUGACGAUGAACCAACAACAACCUUUGGCGGAGACUACUUGCCUAGAACAUCAGAGGCCAGAUAUAUUUCCGAAGUAGUUGCAGGUUUGAAAUAUGCAAACUUGUUGGAGCCCAUGGAUGAGUGGGCUAGUGCUGAAGCUGUCCAGAAAAUGACUAAGAUUCUGCCAACACUUCCAAAGCCUGUUUACCUACAUUGUGAUCGGGGGUACACCAUCACCUUUGUAACAUUGCUUUACCUAGCUAACCAGACCCGUCACAACCCAGACUUUACCCCAAGAAUUACCAGUGCAGACUUUUAUAAUAUUUCAGCUGCGAUGGGAUUAGAUUUUAUAUCGAGGAUUCCACAAGAAGUGGUUUCAGAAAUCACUGGAGAACCUGUACCAGAAAAUCCAACACGGCCAGAAGUUGAACCUGAAGAUUGGAUGGAUUAUUGGAUGGCUCAUCCAGCCUACAAAAACUGGUUCACUGCAGGUCAGAUCACAAAGUCCCACAUCAGUGUCUUAGAGGAAGUAGGGUUCACAUCUGUCAUCAACCAGCGAUCAGGGAUCAUGCUGGAUGGAAAGCCAAACCAAGAGGAGGUGAACUUGCUCAACAUUCGACAAAAUACUGGCACAUAUGCCCAUGAUGGGAAAGAGCCAAGGCAGUUCAAAGGACGAUUGGAGGAAACAAGGAUUGACCCAAAGAGGCCCAACUAUUUCAUCAGCCCUACAUCAGAAGUCAAUUAUGAGAGUCGAAAUUAUGAUGAAUUUGGUGAUGACAUAGGUUAUCAGGAACUGACUGAGAGACUAACAUUUAAGUCAUCCAAAUUGCAAUAUUAUCAUCUUCCUGUUGAUUCAGAAGGGCCAUAUGAAGCUUAUGUAGACAAAGUUAUGAGCCAGUUUUUGGAAAUUGGAGGCAAGGGUCCAGUUCUAGUACAUUGUGCCAGUGGCGCGCGAGCAGCGUAUGUAGCUGUGCUGGUGGCUGCAGUUCAGUAUGACAAAGACUUGGACUGGGCAUUACGCAGAAGCCGAGAGCUGGGUUUUGGGGUGUCUGGAGAUCAGACACCUGAGAUUUAUGACACAUAUUACAAAUGGCUGGUUACAAAGAGGCAGAAGAAAGAGGAAUUAUAGAAAGUAAAAGCUUUUUAAUUAUUUAUUCUUCAUGUUUUUAUACUAUUGUCUAUCUCAACACUAUGUCACAAUGUUUAUCAAACAAGGCGAUAGACCAGCUUAUAAGCUUUUUUAUUUGUCAUAUUAAUCAUUAUUGUUAUUUUGAUUUGGUUACUAUCUUUACAGACAUCAGGUCUCACAUUCAUUGGCAAGAUUAUUAUAAGGAUGUCUUUCAGGGAAAAAGGCCAUAUGUUCAGUUUGUUUGACUGAUUAUGAAUGAUGAGAAUUUAUCAUCUUGCUAUGAAAAAAGAUAUGACUGUAAAACUGCUCAAUGUUCAUAUGCAGGUAUAAGCGUGCGCACGCACAAAUAUAUAUAUACAUUUAUAUGUUGUUUACAUCUUUCCAAAGAUCUGCAAUUGUUCUUGUGUUUGUAUUACCUUUAUUUUGAAGCAUGAUACUGAUGAAAAUUGUUUUUAAAUAUAGUGGUCCCAUCCAUUAGAAGAAUAGGGCUUAAAUGACCCAGUUUUUCAGAGUCAAACAUUGUGCAGACUCCUUCAACAUCCAUCUGUCUUUCUUUUGCACUCAGCACAUGCCAUCUACAUGCCAUGAGAUAAUACAAAAGUUAUAUAUAAAUAUAUAAAAAUAUAUAUUUGCGUAUGCAACUCUGAGUGUGUUGUGAAUUAGCAAGUCUGAUUGGAAAGUGCUUAUACCUGAUAGUAAGUUCACACAAAAGGGGCAAAAAACUUCUAGACUCCUAUUGCUUCCAUACUUUUAUUUGUAUUUUUCUUCUGGGCAUUUCAGCUGAACCAAAUUUAAGUAUUUGCAAAAGGACUUCUGGAGGUAAUCAUACUGAGUAUCCCUCGAAAUGAAGAGAUUAAAGCACCAUAUGUAAGCUAGCAACCUCGCAAAUCUAGUAAUGCCAUUCCUUAUGUCUCUGUUUCAUUGCCACUUGACUCAUCAAUAGAAAAUCAUGAAGCACUAUUUGCUGAAAAUGUGUGAGAACCACAUUCCACCUUCUUACCAUUUUGAACUGUUUAACAGCAUCAGGACUUUUAGGUACAAGCAGUGUCUGCAUUCUUGCCUUUCCAUGCAUGAACAACGUGCCUAAAUGAAGAUUUUUUUUCACCUUUUGGGUCUCUAUAUCUAAAGUGCUUAUUGUGGGUUUUUACCAUUAGAUGGUCAUAGUUGCAUGACUGGUUCAAGAAAAAACUGACACAUUCACUUCUUUCUUUUUCUACAAAUUUUUAUCUGGUUCAAUUUUAUUUGAUUCAGUUUGUUAAGAACUUUACGCCACAAUCAGCCACAUGCCAAAAGAUUUCUUAUGUUGUUGUCAUUAAUUUGUUGACUUUGUUUUAAAGUUACUGUUGUGAGUUGUUUUGUUAAUAUAGCUUUAUUACAUUUGGGAAAAAAAGACUUUCAGUGUUUUUAAAAAGAAUUUUCAGCAAAAAACCAAUUUAAAAACAAUAACUUUCACUUCCUCUAUUCAUAUAGCAAGUUAGUACAAUUUUGUGAUAAAUGCAGUGAUAACAAUCAUUUCUUUUUACAUCCAACAUAUUUUUAUGACCUGCUAAAGAGUAAAGAAAACAAUUUGAAAAUUGUCGGGAGUUUCGAUGGGGUAGUUGAAGCAACCAGUUAUUUGGGCAGAAUCAUGAGCAUGUUUGAUCUUCCCAUUGUUACAAUCUGUGUUUAUAUUUAUUGUGAAUUGAUAUUUUAGAUCUCUUGUGACUGAAUAUGUUUGCAUGAGGGCUGACACAGAGGUUGAUGAAAAAAGAUCACAAUUUUGUUGUUUUAAAUGCAAUUUUGGACAAUAUUUUUUAAUUGUGGAAGAAACCUUUUUAACAUUAAAUAUUUUCAUUGAGAUCCCACAAUUUUAUAUUGUUUCAUGAUGAAAAUAUAUCAAGUGAAAAAAGUAAGAUUUGAUAGGUUUUACAGGGUACAUGUUAAAAAAAACUUAAAAUGAAACAUUGUAGCAAUGCUUUACAUACAACAUGCCUACUGAUAUAAUCUUUCCAUGUACUAUAAAGGAUAUGAAUCUUUAAGGCUGGGUACAGUGUUUGUUUGUGUAAGAUGUCAUUAAAAUGAUUGUAAGAGUGGGUUGUCUUUGUCAUCAUGGGUUUUGGCAGCUAGUCCUGUGUGCCUAUUAGUGAAACUGAACAUUAUUUUUUUAUUUGUAUGGUCAUAUGUCAAGCAGUUCAUUGUUCUGUGUAUGUCUGCUUUUAAGAAAGUCACAGUUUUAAAAAGAAAGUUGAAAAUAGAGAAAAAUGCAGUUAUGUAUCAUGGCUUAUGCUGGGAGAGGGUUGUUGAUGAAUACAAAGUUUACAAAUGUUCUGUGGUGUGUGAAGCAGUUCAUAACUUAUACCUGCGAUUAAUUCUGUCAACGUAUACCUAACUGAGAAAUAUAUGGUGCUGGUACUUUAUACUU
Messenger RNA from Pomacea canaliculata, 4297 nucleotides. RefSeq lists its product as uncharacterized. The record is from RefSeq and is a predicted model, not a curated record. The transcript is spliced from 5 exons. The coding region runs from base 541 to 1896 and encodes 451 amino acids. NCBI's taxonomy places the organism in Eukaryota, Metazoa, Mollusca, Gastropoda, Architaenioglossa, Ampullariidae.